GAGAGAGAUGGCUGUUUUUAGUUGUGCAAUCUUCCCAGUGAACUCUUCCGUGCAGAAGCCUUCCCUCUCUCAGAAAUUUGAACACUUGAAGACUUCACCUCCUCCUUCUUUCAAGCCGCUCCUUAAGGAGUUGCAUGAUGUUCCCAUGAGAAUCAAUGUCCCCAAAAUUGUCAAGAACACUUCCCUGAGAUUACUGGAUGCCUUUGUUGAUUCGGUGUUCGAAUUUAUUGAUCAGCCCUUGCUACCAUCUCAGAGCAACUUUGCUCCAGUUGAAGAAAUAGGAGAAGCAGUUCAUAUUACCAGUAUUGAAGGGAGGAUUCCAGAUGACUUUCCUGAGGGUGUCUACAUAAGAAAUGGCCCAAAUCCCCUUUUUGGAGGACUUAAAUCAACCAGAUCCAUGUUCGGCAGAUCAAGCAGAAUUUGGGUAGAAGGAGAAGGAAUGCUUCAUGCUCUAUAUUUUGAGAGAGAUGGUGAUGGCAACUGGAAUGUCUUAUACAAGAACAAGUAUGUUCGAUCAGAGACUUUUAAAUUAGAGGAACAAAUAAACAAGCCUUUGUUUCUUCCUGCAGCUGAAGGGGAUUCACUGUCUAUUUUGUCAGCUCUUCUGCUAAAUUCGUUGAGAUUUGGCAAAGUGAACAAAGACAUUAGCAACACCAUUGUUUUUGAGCAUUCAGGGAGGUACUUUGCUGUUUCUGAGAAUCAUUUGCCUCAAGAGAUUGACAUCCACACUCUAGAAACUUUAGGGCAGUGGGAUGUGAAUGGAGCUUGGACUCGACCUUUCACCAGUCACGCGAAGAAAGAUCCAGGCACAGGGGAGCUGGUUCUAAUGGGGAUUGAUGCAAAGAAACCUUUCUAUGAACUGGGUAUAAUUUCAGCUGAUGGAAAGAAAUUAGUUCAUAAAGUGGAUCUGAAAUUCAAGAGGUGUAGCUUCUGCCAUGAUAUAGGUGUUACACGAAGGUAUAAUGUGAUCAUUGAUUUUCCUCUAAUCAUAGACAUAAAAAGACUAUUUGCAGGAGGCCCAUUGUUAAAGUAUGAAACAGAAGGAUAUGCAAGAAUCGGUGUAAUGCCACGUUAUGGGGAUGCAAAUUCAGUCAAAUGGUUCGACCUGGAACCAUGUAUGGCAUUUCAUGUUCUUAACUGUUUUGAGGAUGGGAAUGAGGUUGUAGUUUGGAUGUGCAGAGCUCCCGGAUCAGUUCUUCCGGGACCAGAUCUAGGCCGGGACAAAUUUGAGUGGUUCUCCAGGGGAUUUAAACAUCUAAAUUCAAUUGGAGAAAAUGAGGCCAGUUCCUCACAAGAUGGACUGUUUUUUACUUCUUGUUAUGAGUGGAGACUGAACAUGCAAACUGGAGAGACUAAGGAAAGGAAUCUGACAGGAACCAAGUUCUCAAUGGAUUUUCCUAUGAUAAAUGAAAAAUUUGUGGGUAUUAAGAACAAAUAUGGCUACACCCAAGUCGUUGAUUCCAUUGCAAGCUCUGCUUCAGGCAUGGGUAAAUAUGGGGGGCUAGCAAAGCUAUACCUCCUAGAACUAGAAAGCCAGAGGGAAAGAUGUCCAAAAGAGUUUAUAAAGGCCGAGUAUCAUCAGUUUCCAAAAAAUACCUUUUGCACUGGGGCUACAUUUGUCCCUAAACAUGAAGGAGCAGAAGAAGAUGACGGUUGGAUUGUCACAUUUGCUCACAAUGAAGAUACUCAUACAUCUUAUGUAAGCCUUAUAAUUGAUACGAAGAAGUUUAGCAGUGACCCAGUGGCCAAAAUUACAAUGCCUAGCCGAGUGCCCCAUGGUUUUCAUGGAGCUUUCUUCAUGUCAAUGCCCUCGCAACAUUAACGAGACACCAAAGCCCUAUGCAACAAAAAUUCCUGUACAAAUGUACAUGUAGUUAAUGUACUAUAAUGGUGGGAUAUUUUGUAAGAAAAAUUUGAUUUCUUUGUUUUCAUGCAAAGAGAACAAGUUCCACAAUUCCAGCAUGUUCAAUACUUCACUUUGAAGGUGUAGAGAAAAUCAUUCAAAAGA
Diospyros lotus (date-plum) is the source of this 2008-nucleotide messenger RNA. Its product is annotated as carotenoid 9,10(9',10')-cleavage dioxygenase 1-like. Gene Ontology annotation, cellular component: chloroplast stroma. Gene Ontology annotation, molecular function: carotenoid dioxygenase activity. NCBI's taxonomy places the organism in Eukaryota, Viridiplantae, Streptophyta, Magnoliopsida, Ericales, Ebenaceae. The transcript is spliced from 12 exons. Bases 8 to 1822 code for a protein of 604 amino acids. The record is from RefSeq and is a predicted model, not a curated record. Gene Ontology annotation, biological process: carotene catabolic process.